This is a messenger RNA of Pongo pygmaeus (Bornean orangutan), 1845 nucleotides long. It is a transcript of the gene ALDH3A1, whose product is annotated as aldehyde dehydrogenase 3 family member A1. The record is from RefSeq and is a predicted model, not a curated record. Bases 248 to 1609 code for a protein of 453 amino acids. NCBI's taxonomy places the organism in Eukaryota, Metazoa, Chordata, Mammalia, Primates, Hominidae. The transcript is spliced from 11 exons. Gene Ontology annotation, molecular function: 3-chloroallyl aldehyde dehydrogenase activity; aldehyde dehydrogenase (NAD+) activity. Gene Ontology annotation, biological process: aldehyde metabolic process. Gene Ontology annotation, cellular component: cytoplasm.
UUAGCCAGGAGGGUGGUGCUGGGUUUUUCUUUAUCGGCUUGGGUGCGGAAUCGCGGACUGCGCCCCUCCAAUCUGAUCUGGAGAGUGGCUGACUGCGUGUGCAGAGCUCGGGGGGUGUUGGUCUGGGAUUGUGCCAUCAGCUUUGCAAGCAAGUAAGGGAGCGGAAAAGGCCGGGAAAGGCCCUGCCGCGAGCACGCUGCCAAGAGCCCCCAGCAGCAGUUCGGCUUAGGACGCGAGUUGCGGCGCCAUGAGCAAGAUCAGCGAGGCCGUGAAGCGCGCCCGCGCCGCCUUCAGCUCGGGCAGGACCCGCCCGCUGCAGUUCCGGAUCCAGCAGCUGGAGGCGCUGCGGCGCCUGAUCCAGGAGCAGGAGCAGGAGCUGGUGGGCGCGCUGGCCGCAGACCUGCACAAGAACGAAUGGAACGCCUACUAUGAGGAGGUGGUGUACGUCCUAGAGGAGAUCGAGUACAUGAUCCAGAAGCUCCCUGAAUGGGCCGCGGAUGAGCCCGUGGAGAAGACGCCCCAGACUCAGCAGGACGAGCUCUACAUCCACUCGGAGCCACUGGGCGUGGUCCUCGUCAUUGGCACCUGGAACUACCCCUUCAACCUCACCAUCCAGCCCAUGGUGGGCGCCAUCGCUGCAGGGAACGCGGUGGUCCUCAAGCCCUCGGAGCUGAGUGAGAACAUGGCGAGCCUGCUGGCUACCAUCAUCCCCCAGUACCUGGACAAGGAUCUGUACCCAGUAAUCAAUGGGGGUGUCCCUGAGACCACGGAGCUGCUCAAGGAGAGGUUCGACCAUAUCCUGUACACGGGCAGCACGGGGGUGGGGAAGAUCAUCAUGACGGCUGCUGCCAAGCACCUGACCCCUGUCACGCUGGAGCUGGGAGGGAAGAGUCCCUGCUACGUGGACAAGAACUGUGACCUGGACGUGGCCUGCCGACGCAUCGCCUGGGGGAAAUUCAUGAACAGUGGCCAGACCUGUGUGGCCCCUGACUACAUGCUCUGUGACCCCUCGAUCCAGAACCAAAUUGUGGAGAAGCUCAAGAAGUCACUGAAAGAGUUCUACGGGGAAGAUGCCAAGAAAUCCCGGGACUAUGGAAGAAUCAUUAGUGCCCGGCACUUCCAGAGGGUGAUGGGCCUGAUUGAGGGCCAGAAGGUGGCUUAUGGGGGCACCGGGGAUGCGGCCACUCGCUACAUAGCCCCCACCAUCCUCACGGAUGUGGACCCCCAGUCCCCGGUGAUGCAGGAGGAGAUCUUUGGGCCUCUGCUGCCCAUCGUGUGCGUGCGCAGCCUGGAGGAGGCCAUCCAGUUCAUCAACCAGCGUGAGAAGCCCCUGGCCCUCUAUGUGUUCUCCAGCAAUGACAAGGUGAUUAAGAAGAUGAUUGCAGAGACAUCCAGCGGUGGAGUGGCGGCCAACGAUGUCAUCGUCCACAUCACAUUGCACUCUCUGCCCUUCGGGGGUGUGGGGAACAGUGGCAUGGGAUCCUACCACGGCAAGAAAAGCUUCGAGACCUUCUCUCACCGCCGCUCUUGCCUGGUGAGGCCUCUGAUGAAUGAUGAAGCCCUGAAGGUCAGAUACCCCCCGAGCCCGGCCAAGAUGACCUGGCACUGAGGAGGGGUUGCUUCGCCUGGCCUGGCCAUACUGUGUCCCAUCGAGUUCGGACCACCCUCGCUGGCUCUCCUGGCCCUGGGAGAAUCGCUCCUGCAGCCCCAGCCCCGCCCCGCUCCUCUGCUGACCUGCUGACCUGUGCACACCCCACUCCCACAUGGGCCCGGGCCUCACCAUUCCAAGUCCCCACCCCUUUCUAGACCAAUAAAGAGACCAAUACAAUUUUCUAACUCAGCAAA